Molecule: messenger RNA, 1094 nt
Organism: Neltuma alba
Lineage: Eukaryota; Viridiplantae; Streptophyta; Magnoliopsida; Fabales; Fabaceae
Product: ethylene-responsive transcription factor RAP2-3-like
Exons: 2
Coding region: 100-864 (254 amino acids)
Biological process (GO): regulation of DNA-templated transcription; ethylene-activated signaling pathway
Molecular function (GO): DNA-binding transcription factor activity; DNA binding
Source: RefSeq, a predicted model, not a curated record
UCUUCCUCACUCCCGUUUCCUUCUGCUUUUUCCCUCCGCGUCGUUUCUUGUUUUCUUGCUUUGAUGUGCUCCUCUCUGAAAAACUGAGAAUCUGGAAGUAUGUGUGGAGGCGCUAUCAUCUCCGAUUUCCUCCCUCAGAAACUUGGUCGGAAAUCGACCGCCAACGACUUCUGGUCUGACCUGGAAACUGUCGCUGACCUCUUUGGACUCGAUCCUACCGCUGCUCUUCCUUCCAAACACAGUCUGAAGCCUGAAGCUUCCCUUCAUGAUCAGAAACUCCCUCUGAUUCCAACUACCCCAGCAGUGACAUGUGAGAAUAGUAACAAAAGUGACAAUAAAAACAAGAAGCCUGAGAAGAAAAGCGGAGGCGGAAGGACUCGCAAGAACAUCUACAGAGGAAUCCGGCAAAGGCCGUGGGGCAAGUGGGCCGCCGAGAUAAGGGACCCACACAAGGGCGUCCGUGUCUGGCUUGGUACCUUCAACACCGCCGAAGAAGCCGCCAGAGCUUACGACAAAGCAGCCAAGCGCAUCCGCGGGGACAAAGCCAAGCUCAACUUCCCGCCAGCUCCUCCUCCUCCUUUGUCUCCGACUCCGACUCCGGGUCCGGCUCCCCUGGAACCGCCCCAGAAGAAGCAGUGCCUCUUCCCCGUCCAAAACGACGCCGUUCAGCUCAGCCAACAAAUCUCAACCCUCGAAUCCUUCCUCGGUCUGGACGAAAUCAACAACAACAAGAACAACACCGCUGAUGUUUCGCAGCCGAUGGGAGCAGGCGGUGGCAUGCUGUCUGAGUGGGACCCCAUGGACGAUAACUGGAUGCUGAACGACGUCGUUAUGCACUACCUGCAUCAUAACGUUCACUUCUAGAAGAAAUCUUGAUAUGGAUCAGUGACGAUAUGACGAUAUAUGUAUGUAUGUUUGUGUAGAAGUACGUCGUUUAGUUUAUGCUUGUGGCUUCAUCGUCGGCGAACUCAUAUUGUAAGUAAUCAAAUGCUUGGUGUACUGUGUUGAACAGGGCGUGUGGAAGAUUGCAUGUUUGUUUUUUGUUUAUUAAUAUAUAUUAUGAACUAUAAUAUUCUCCAGGCGUACGAACAAAA